UUCUAGAGGGCUUCGAUCGGACGGUGGCCGCGGUGGGUCAAUCCGGUACGGAAGUGGUGGUGGGCGUGAGACCUGUGGCUGCGGCCUGAAGGGAGAGCGGGGCUUUCGGAGUCGGCAUGGAGUCGCUGUACCGGAUCCCGUUCACGGUGCUGGAGUGCCCCAACCUCAAGCUGAAGAGGCCCAGCUGGGUGCACAUGCCCUCCGCCAUGACGGUCUACGCGCUGGUGGUGGUCUCCUACUUCCUCAUCACGGGAGGAAUAAUUUAUGAUGUGAUUGUAGAACCUCCCAGUGUUGGCUCCAUGACAGAUGAACAUGGGCAUCAGAGGCCAGUGGCAUUCUUAGCUUACAGAGUAAAUGGACAGUAUAUCAUGGAGGGACUCGCUUCCAGCUUCCUCUUCACAAUGGGAGGCCUUGGUUUCAUUAUUCUGGAUCGUUCCAAUGCACCAAAUAUACCAAAGCUGAAUAGAUUUCUGCUGCUCUUUAUUGGCUUUGUCAGCGUUCUGCUGAGUUUCUUUAUGGCAAGAGUGUUCAUGCGGAUGAAACUGCCGGGCUACUUAAUGGGCUAGUGCCUUUUUGUGACUGCUAUGAAGCACAGAUUGGAUUUGCUUUUAGCUGUGAAGAAGAUUGGAUAAUAAAAUCUUCACAACCCAAACGCCUCUCCAAAGAGACAAUGAAUAAAGAGAGAUUAAGGAAGAAACUGUUUUCUCAUUUCUACUACUAUAAAUACCAACAUUUGUUACAUGCAGUUGGGUUAUUAACAAAUUUGUGUCUAUUUUUCUCAACUGUGAAAAACAAAACAAUGUAUUCUGAAGUGUUACUGAUGUAAAUAGAAUUACAGUACAAAGUAAAAACACUGUUCAUCUAUUUCCUCCAUUUAUGAUUUAAGCUAAAAGUAAUAACGCUGUGCAUCCUUUUUACACCAGGAUUUGUUUUGUCUCCUUGUGAGAGAAUAAAUUGUAUAAAUUUAAAGGAGGGAAUAGUAAUAGUUUUUUACAUGUCUCUAUGUAUUGAAAAUGAGAGUUUAUCAAGGCUGAACACCAUGACCAGAUAAAAAAAAAACCCCUAAGGAUAAUAAUGGGUGGGUGUGGCCAUCAGUCAAACCUGAUCGUGCUAAUCCCAUUUUGAGAACAUGGAAGAGUAGCUAGAAUUGGAAGAUUGUGAAGAGUAUUUUGAUUUGGGCUUAUAUCUCUACUCCUAACCCUCCCAAAUAGAUGGUCCACGCUUUAGUAUCUAAUAGGUCACGUGGUGUACAAAAUGAGUUUAGAUGAUGGGUGAUGUCUGUGCAUCCUUUGGAAAGUGUGGAUCUGACAUGUUUGGGUUCUCUGUAUCAGGGCAUGUGUGUUCAAUGAAAUACAUGUCAUGUCAACCUUACUUUUGAUCUGCAUACUGGUAGAUGCACACAAGAAAGCCACAUGUAACACAUUAGGAGAUUGAUAGAAAUGUGCAAAAUUAUGUGAAAAUAGUUUUUCCUUUUCCAAAAAUAUAUUGAAAACAUGAUGCAUUAAACAUCUUUUUUACUAAA
Molecule: messenger RNA, 1522 nt
Organism: Anolis sagrei ordinatus
Lineage: Eukaryota; Metazoa; Chordata; Lepidosauria; Squamata; Anolidae
Gene: OSTC
Product: oligosaccharyltransferase complex non-catalytic subunit
Cellular component (GO): oligosaccharyltransferase complex
Source: RefSeq, a predicted model, not a curated record